Pseudoliparis swirei is the source of this 4147-nucleotide messenger RNA. RefSeq names its product progestin and adipoQ receptor family member VI (gene paqr6). Gene Ontology annotation, cellular component: membrane. Gene Ontology annotation, molecular function: signaling receptor activity. The coding region runs from base 1 to 1053 and encodes 350 amino acids. The transcript has 8 exons. The record is from RefSeq and is a predicted model, not a curated record. Lineage: Eukaryota; Metazoa; Chordata; Actinopteri; Perciformes; Liparidae.
AUGUGGCGACGCCGGGCGUUCCCCGAGUGGAGGAGGUGUGUCCCUGUGUGGCCUGGGGUCCUGUGGUCGGGCCUGGGCAUGGGCCUGGAGCCAGGCCUGGGACCUGUGUUCCGGGAGGAUAGCAUCAUCUCUGGAUACCGCCACCCGCGCAGCUCGGCGCUGGACUGCGUCCUCAGCAGCUUCCAGCUGAACAACGAGACGGUCAACAUCUGGACCCACUUCCUGCCCACGUGGUACUUCCUGUGGCGGUUCUGCGGGCUGUGCUUCACGAUGAACUUCCUGUCCGACAGCUACACCUGGCCCCUGCUGGUGUACAUGCUGCUCAUCUGCGUCUACCCCUUCACCUCCUGCUGCGCGCACACCUUCAGCACCAUGUCGCCCGAGUCACGCCACAUCUGCUACUUCUUCGACUACGGAGCGCUCAGCCUCUACAGCCUGGGUUGCGCCAUGAGCUACGGGUAUUACGUCAUGCCCGACUGCCUGCUGAACAGCUGGCUGCAUCAACACUUCGUCCUCAUCGCCAUCGGCAACACGCUGUUCUGCACCGGCCUGUCCUGCUACUCCAGGUUCCUGGAGCUGCAGUUCCCCCAGUGGAGCAAGUUUCUGAGGACGGCGGCCUUCGUCCUCCCCUUCCUCUUCGACACGGCGCCUCUGUUCUACCGGAUCGUCCUCUGCUGCGGCGGCAGCUGCAGUGCGGGCGACGCCCUGUCCAGCCACUGUUACCACCUCCUCUUCGCCUUCCUCACCUGCUUCCUGUUCACCGCCCACCUCCCGGAGAGGCUGGCGCCGGGACGCUUCGACUACAUCGGCCACAGCCACCAGCUGUUCCACGUCAGCGCCGUGGUGGGCACCCACUUCCAGAUGGAGGGCGUGAUGGCCGACAUGACGUCGCGGCGUGCGCUGCUGCUCGCCCACGGGGCCACGCCCUCUUUCCUGGGCACCGUCGGCGUGCUGGUGGCCGGCCUGCUCCUCAACCUGGGCGUCAUCGGCAUCUUCAGCACGCCGCUGCUGUGGAACUCCCAGCCGCGCACGCCAAAGUGCAAAGAGCAGUGAGGCGUGUGUGUGUGUGAGUGAGUGUGAGUGUGUGUGAGUGAGUGUGUGUGUGUGUGUGUGUGAGUGUGUGUGUGUUGACUAUUAAAGCCACUAGUUUUAUCUUUCAGAGAAAAGGAUGUUGACGCAUUUGUCUUAACACGCCCACGCAUCGGUUCAUGUGUGUGUGUGUGCGUGUGUGUGUGUGUGUGUGUGUGUGUGUGUGUGUGUGUGUGUGUGUGUGUGUGUGUGUGUGUGUGUGUGUGUGUGUGUGUGUGUGUGUGUGUGUGUGUGUGUGUGUGUGUGUGUGUGUGUGUGUGUGUGUGUGUGCGCGCCGCCUCCCCAGGUUUCACACUCCUGUGUCUACCGUGUACAAAAAUGUCUGUUUGUUUUUUAAUGUAUUUUUUGAGGUUCCUCGAGGGGCAUUUUUGGGAACCAGGCUCUGGGUUGAAGGACCUGAUGUAGACCCAACGUAGACCCGACGUAGACCCGAUGUAGACCCGAUGUAGACCCGACGUAGACCCGAUGUAGACCCGAUGUAGACCCGACGUAGACCCGAUGUAGACCCGACGUAGACCCGACGUAGACCCGACGUAGACCCGACGUAGACCCGACGUAGACCCGACGUAGACCCGACGUAGACCCGAUGUAGACCCGACGUAGACCCGACGUAGACCUGAUGUAGACCCGAUGUAGACCCGAUGUAGGCCCGAUGUAAACCCGACGUAGACCCGACGUAGACCCGACGUAGACCCAACGUAGACCCAAUAUAGACCCAAUGUAGACCCGACGUAGACCUGAUGUAGACCCGACGUAGACCCGAUGUUUGCCGUGGAGCGCUACACCUUUAAAUCUAAAACUGGAAACUUCUAACGUUGCAGUUCGCAGGGAUCAUAUUUUGGAAUAACUCAUUUUUUGCUUUGUUUUCCUCCAUUUUUUCUUUCUAUGUGCUUCACGCCAGAAUCUCCUUCUUUUUUUUUGUCGUAAGUUCUGAUCGUUUAUCGUGGACAAAAGCACUUUAACUCAGCGGGUCGUCUCUCCUAAUCUUUUGUGUUUCCACUUUUCCGUCACUAAAGAGUUCUGAAUGGAGGGCGAGAAAAAGUACAUUUGGGUUUUAUUAAUAAGAGUAUUGUGGUGCAUAUAUAGAAUUACCAACCGUUCCUCAUACACUGUGUGCAUCUUCUCCCGUGAGACGGCCGUCUGGCUACAAUUAAUAAUAAUAUGUUUAUAGAAUUUUAUUAUAUUUAUCUUUUCUUUUUUUUCUUCAGUUGCAUAAAUUGGGAAGAAGAUGAAUGGGGUUUUUUCUUCUCUUUUUGGAGAUACAUGGAUGACGUAACAGUUGUUCUUCAGCCUGUUAUUUGGCCUUAGAACACGUGAAAACAAUAUAAAAAGUGCAGACAGAGUCCAAGAGUCAAUAAGUAAAAAUAAUAAACAAAUAAAAAAGAGCUGAAAUGAUUUAGUUCAGUGAAGUAAACCAUUUCAAUAUUUUUUUUUAUAUUUCAGUUCAACAAUUGCCAAACAUUUGCUUAAUUUGUUCCAGUUUAUUAUAUUAUAUUAUGAUCAAUUGAAUAAUAUUCAAUAAAAAACGGGUUCAAAUAAAAAAAAUUUUUACAUUUAAAUCUCUGCAGACACUCUUGACUUGAUGAGCUGCAUAACUUCUGCAUGUGUUGAUGACCUCGGCACUCGACCGUGUCAGUACGGUCCACACAGCCUCUGCCUCAGAAGCAUCGUCGACGCUUUUUAUUGAACGGAGACGUUUGUGUCAACAACACUCGUUUACUUUUGUACAAAGUCGGUUUUAAAAAGCACGUUUUGCAUAACAUGUUUACAACAUUGAACACGCAACCCACCAGAGGCCCGUGACUCACACACUCACACACACUAAGGUCUUUCAGUAGGGAGUUUAAUUAGAGUGGGAAACGUACGUGUUAUUAUGGGAUUGCGGCGUGCUGCAGGAGGAGGGAAGGUCGGACGCGGAAUGUGUAGAAUCACAAAGAGCACACACACACACACACACACACACACACAUUUGUCAGUUUCCGAUGUCUUCAAGGUGAGUGUGCGUCAGACCAAAACGGGGUUUCCACCGGCCCCUGCAAAACGUCCAUCGAUUCAAGACGUCGAUGGAUUCGUUAUUUUACGGCAUUCCACGCUUUAAGCCUGCCGGUUCUUGGAGUUGUGUCGUUACGUCAUCGUUACUGCAUCGUUACAUCAUCGUUACGUCAUCGUUACAUCAUUGUGACGUCAUCGUUAAGUCGUCAUCAUAAAGUCGUCAUCGUUACUGCAUCGUGACAUCGUGACUUCAUCGUUACGUCAUCGUUACUGCAUCGUGUCGUCAUCGUUACGUCGUCAUCGUUACUGCAUCGUGACGUCAUCAUCGUUACGUCGUCGGCGUGACAGCAUUGUGCCGUCAUUAUGACUUCAUUGUUACAUCGUCGUUACGUCAUCGUGACGACGAUGUCACUUCGGCGUCAUUACAUCGUCGUCAUCGUGACAUCAUCUUUACUGCAUCGUUAUGUCGGCGGCGUGACGUCAUCGUUACCGGUGACCCUGGUGGUUCUUUUGCUAUCGACCCAAAAUAGUUGGAAGCCUUUCAUUUCUGUUGUUGUUGUUGUUGUUGUUUUGCCUUCAUCUCAUUGAUUCUCAGCCUGACGGCUCCACGUCAAACGGGUCGAUGCCGAUGUCGCCUUUACCGAGUUUCUUUGUUGUUGUUCCAUUUAUUGUUGACCAAACUGUUGAUUCCAAGCGGAUCCUCCGCCCGGUGAGCGGCCGGCGGCCUCCUGGUUCACGCCUCGGUGGACAAGAAGAUUCAGGUUUAACUUAUCAAGACAAACGGUGCAAAAAAACUAAAAGUAUUGAAGGAAGUUUUAAAAAUGUGAAAUUGAGAGAAAAGACGAGAGAGGGGUGAAAUAUAUUUGAUGCAACAACAAUUCACAACGGGGUUUGAAUAAGAUUCAUUGGUGCCUUUAAAAAAUAAAAUCUAUAUUUUAUACAGAUUUUCUUUUUAUAUAAGACAACAAACUAAAUGUACACAUACGGAUGUGUUCUUUGCUGUGUAACUUGUGCUGCUUUGGUUCUACUAGACUUGUGUAAUAAAUUAAGACUUUUAUAAAUGUAA